This is a messenger RNA of Pantherophis guttatus, 8923 nucleotides long. RefSeq names its product collagen type XXII alpha 1 chain (gene COL22A1). Gene Ontology annotation, cellular component: extracellular matrix. The record is from RefSeq and is a predicted model, not a curated record. Lineage: Eukaryota; Metazoa; Chordata; Lepidosauria; Squamata; Colubridae.
AGAGAGAUAUUGAGAUAGGGUGCUAAACCUUUCUGAGCUGAGAGGCUGCCUCCUCCCUCUCUUGCCAUUUCUCUUUGAAUCUGGUUUUUGUUUUUUAAAAAAGAAGAACUUGUAAGGAGUGCCUUCGACUCUUAUGGAUAGAGGAGAACAUUUUUUUUCCAGCUAUCUUUUUCAUUUGAAAAUUGUCCCGUGCUCUGAUUGGAUUUGGUUUUGCAUUACAUGCUGGCUGUAAAUCUAAUCUGAAGGGUUGGAUUUAAUCUGAUUCUCCAAGAACUGCUGGAAGAUUUCACCCAUGUUAACAGGCAUGGAUUUGUAGAAGAAUUCCAUAUACUAAAGAGGAGAAUAAUAAAAAAAAGUUGUGUCAUCUCUGGGAAGUGAGAAGAAAUGCCUCCUGUAGGAAGAUACUUGAUCACUUCCAUCUUGGCGCUACUUCUUCUCUGGGGUGGAGAGAAGAUUAAAGCUCACAGGGCAGGUUGUAAAAAUGUUCACUAUGACUUGAUCUUCUUGCUGGACACUUCCUCCAGCGUGGGCAAAGAAGACUUUGAGAAGGUCCGCCAAUGGAUAGCCCACCUGGUGGACACUUUUGAGAUCGGACCAGACAAAACCCGUGUUGGGGUCGUCCGGUACAGUGAUCAACCAGCCACUGAGUUCGACCUUGGAAGUUAUGGGACUCAGCAAGAGAUCAAAGAAGCUGCAAAGGGCAUCAAAUACUACGGAGGGAACACAAACACUGGAGAUGCCCUGCGGUACAUCAAUAGUUACAGUUUUUCCGCACAGGCCGGUGGGAGGCCAAAUGAUAACGCCAUCAAGAAAGUUGUGAUCCUCCUGACGGAUGGCAGGAGCCAAGAUUACGUCUUGAGUCCGGCCACGGCAGCGCAUAAGGCCGGCAUCCGGAUUUUUGCGGUGGGUGUCGGGGAUGCCCUUAAAGAAGAACUGGAUGAAAUUGCUUCUGAGCCAAAAUCGGCCCACGUCUUCCAUGUCUCUGAUUACAACGCUAUUGAUAAGAUACGGGAGAAGCUGAGAAGAAGGCUUUGCGAGAAUGUCCUGUGUCCAAAUGUCCACGUAGAAGGAGACAGGUUCAGACACACCAAUGGAGAAAUGGAUGACAUACCAGGGUUUGACUUGAUGGAAUUAUUCAGUGUACGGGAGAUAUUCCGAAUGAAAGAUGAUGGAAUCCAGAGCUCUUAUGUUCGGCUAGGAAGUUUUCCCAUCGUUCAGCGAACACAAGAUGUCUUCCCACAAGGGCUUCCGGAUGAGUAUGCUUUUGUUGCCACUUUCAAAUUCCGCAAGUCAUCCAGGCGAGAAGAUUGGUACAUUUGGCAGAUCAUUGACAAAUAUGGCAUACCACAGGUUUCUAUCCGGUUGGAUGGGGAGAACAAAGCCUUGGAGUACAAUGCAAUUGGACUCACCAGAGAUGCUGUGAGAGUCGUUUUCAGAAACGGACCUGUCAAUGACCUGUUUGAUCGUAACUGGCAUAAGAUUGCACUGAGCAUCCAGUCCCAGACGGUCUCCUUGUACAUCGAUUGCAAACUGGUCCAGACAUUACCUAUUGAAGACAGAGAAAAUAUUGACAUUCAAGGGAAAACGGUGAUCGGCAAACGCCUUUAUGACAGUGUGCCAAUUGAUUUCGACCUUCAGCGGAUGGUUAUUUAUUGUGAUUCACGACAUGCCGAGCUUGAAACCUGCUGUGAUAUUCAUUCUGGACCUUGUCAAGUGACCAUAGUUACAGAUGUUCCCCCUACUGUAAUUCCACCAACUGUUGGAAAUGAGCAUGUUGGACCUACCAAGACAGUCAACUGUUCCUGUCCUCCCGGAGAAAAGGGGGAGAGAGGCCUUCCUGGAUUUGAAGGAUUGAGAGGACAAAAGGGAGACAUUGGACCAGUUGGACCUUCUGGCCCAAAAGGAGACAAAGGAGAACCAGGUGGGGAAACAUUUGGACGAGCAGAAAAAGGACAAAAGGGUGAAAAGGGACCCCAAGGUUUACCUGGCUUAAUGGGCGAGAGAGGAGAAAAGGGUUCCAUUGGUACGGCUGGCGUCCCAGGGAGCGAUGGAGCCAAAGGAGAAACUGGAGAACCUGGUCUUCCUGGAGCAACUGGCCUUCCUGGACCAUCUGGCCCAAAGGGAGAAGAAGGGGGUUCAGGUCCCCCAGGACGUCAAGGUUAUGUUGGAGCACCUGGUUUGCAAGGGGAAAGAGGAGAAAAAGGACCACGUGGUGACAAGGGAGAACGUGGCCUAGAUGGUUUUCCUGGGAAGGCUGGCUUGGAUGGAAAACAGGGUGCCAAAGGAAGUCCAGGUCAACCUGGACCUGUAGGACUGCAAGGAGAGAAGGGUGAUAUCGGUCCCCCUGGUAAACCAGGCUCAGCAGUACAGAUCGAAGGCUUGAAAGGAGAGCAAGGAGCUCCUGGCCCACGGGGGCCUAUGGGGCCUCCAGGAACUCCAGGUACCCCAGGAUCACCCGGAUCAGAAGGCAAGAUGGGACCUCCAGGUCUACAAGGUCUACGGGGCAAGAAAGGAGAAGUAGGUCUCGCCGGAGUUGAUGGAUUACCGGGACCUUCUGGUCCCCCAGGACCUCCUGGAAUUGUUGGUUCUCCUGGACUUGAUGGAUCUCCAGGUCAACCAGGAGAAACUGGCAGAAAAGGUGAAAGUGGGCCACCGGGUUUACCUGGAAAAUCUGGUCAAGAUGGUUUACCUGGUCUUCCAGGCUCAAAAGGAGAACAAGGGGAAAGGGGAGAAGUUGGUAAAGCAGGCUCCAAGGGUGAAUCAGGCCCCCCAGGACCGUCUGGCAUAGUCGGGGAAAGGGGUGAAGCUGGUCUCCCAGGCCCACCUGGUUUGCCUGGUCCAAGAGGAGAAAAGGGAAGCCAGGGUGACAAAGGAAGAGCUGGGCUCACUGGCUUCAAAGGUGACAGAGGAGAAAAGGGUGAAAUUGGUGCUCCUGGCCUCCCAGGUCAACCUGGAAAAACUACCCCAUUUACACCAAGGCCUAGUAUUCCUGGAGAACAAGGGCCAAAAGGUGAAAAAGGUGAUCGUGGAGAAAGAGGUGAACCCGGAGAACAAGGUGUUCCAGGAGAACAGGGUCCAAUCGGACCAGCUGGGCAACAGGGUCUGAAAGGACAAGAAGGGGAAGUAGGUCAACCUGGACCUCCAGGAGAAAUUGGUCCCCCUGGACCUGAAGGACCAUCUGGCCCACGUGGUUUGCCUGGGAAUGUGGGUAUACCAGGAGCUGAUGGUCAGCCAGGAAUUGAUGGAGAAAAAGGAGAAAAGGGAGAACCUGGUAAGGAAGGAAAAUCAGGUCCACCUGGUCCUACAGGUGAACCAGGAGCUGUUGGAGAACCUGGAUUACCUGGAAAGGGUCGAGAUGGAGAAAGGGGUGAAAGAGGUCCACCAGGUUUACCUGGAUCCUUUGGGCCUAAGGGAGAUCGAGGCGCCCCAGGUGUUCCAGGUCAACCAGGAGAUAGAGGAGCCCCAGGUGUUGGACUUUCAGGGCCACUAGGACCUGUGGGACCUCCUGGAGACAAAGGGCCACCGGGUCCUCGCGGCCUGCCAGGCAUCCAAGGUCCCCCUGGACAGACUGGUCAUGAUGGCUUACCAGGAAAUCCAGGAGAAAGGGGACCACCAGGAAAAACAGGUCCCACUCCUCUCCUUAACCCUGACGACAUCAGACUAUUAGUUAAGGAUGUUUGCACUGAUUGUCCUCCUGGACCAUCCGGUCUCCCUGGAAUCCCAGGACAGAAGGGUGAUAAAGGCCUUCGAGGCCCACCUGGGAAUGAUGGACCAGUUGGAAAAAGGGGAGAACCUGGGCUCAGAGGUCCCCCCGGGCCUCCAGGAGCAGAAGGUCCCAAGGGUCCUAAAGGAGGUGAUGGGGCAUCUGGUGAAGCUGGACUGAAAGGUGAACAGGGUCAUCCUGGAAUACCUGGUUUCACGGGUCCCCCUGGGAAUCCAGGCCCAGCUGGACCAGAGGGCUCCCCGGGACCUAUAGGCUCUCCAGGACCUCCAGGAGAAGUGGGGAAAGAAGGUCCCCCAGGACCUCAGGGACCCCCAGGAUUGCUUGGACUUAUGGGUGUACCUGGAAAGGAUGGCAAAGAUGGCAAGCCAGGAUCACCUGGGGAACCGGGUAAGCCUGGAGAACCGGGGCUACCAGGCCAAGAGGGUGCCAGAGGACCACCGGGUUUCAAGGGUCCAAUAGGAGAUGCAGGAAAUCCUGGGAUGAGAGGAGAACCAGGUCAACCUGGAACUCCGGGCCGGGAGGGGCUUUCGGGAAAAGAUGGAGAUCCAGGACCUGCGGGACCAGAAGGCCCCCGAGGAAUUCGAGGACUAGCAGGCAAGACUGGACCUCCAGGUGCACCUGGGGAACCUGGUCCUGCAGGUAACCCAGGCUCCAAGGGAAGCAAAGGUGAAACUGGCAGUCCAGGCGUUCCUGGUUUCAUUGGGCCACGAGGUCUUCCUGGAGAACCAGGUGAAAAGGGGGUCCCAGGGAAAGAGGGCACCUCAGGGAGUCCAGGAGAACACGGACAAAAAGGCGACAGGGGGGAUCCUGGAACUAAAGGUGAAAAAGGGCCAGCAGGAGUGAAGGGACCACCAGGUGAUCCAGGAGUUCCUGGCCGCAAAGGACACACAGGAUUAAUGGGUCCCUCAGGACCAUCAGGAGAGUCAGGACAAGUUGGGCCUCCUGGUCCUCCAGGCCAACCUGGAUUUCCUGGGCCUAGAGGGGAUCCUCCAUCAACAGAAACACUGCGAAGACUCAUCCAAGAAGAGUUAGGAAAACAACUUGAUGCUAGACUGCCCUACCUCAUAAGCCAGUUACAGCCUUCCCAGAUCAAAGCACCUCAAGGUAGACCAGGGCCUCCUGGAUCACCUGGAAAGGAAGGCCUUCCAGGUAGAGUUGGCCCUCCUGGAGAACCUGGCAGACCUGGGCAACCAGGUUCAGAAGGUCCAUUGGGACCUAUGGGACCAAAAGGUGUCAGAGGAGAGAAAGGAGAGAAGGGAGAUGCUGGCAUUGGCCAGAGGGGUGAAACUGGUCCCCCAGGAGUAGCAGGUGUCCCAGGUGAACCUGGCUACGGUAAGGAUGGCGUUCCUGGAGUCCAAGGCGCUCAAGGUGAAGCUGGCACUCCUGGCCUUAUGGGACCCCCAGGACCUCCAGGGGCCAAUGGACAAUGUGACCCCUCCCAGUGUGCUUAUUAUGCAAGCUUUGCUGCUCGGCCCAGCAACGUCAAAGGUCCUUAAAAUUGUAUCCUCCAUUGCUGCUUGUGGACCUCUCGUGGACCUUCUUCGGAAAACUUGGAUGAAGCAAGGGAGUUGGGAGAUCCUGUCUCUUUUGCUUCUGUUCUUUGACAAGGAGCACGGAGACUCUGGAAAUAAAAUGCUGCCGGAAAGUCGGGUUUUUAUGAUGAAGAAAUGAUUAAUUCGCGUUAUUUUAUGCAGUGAGAAGUGAUUUUUCUAGGAAGAUUUUCUUUUUUUUUAAAGAAUAUUUUUUAUAUAAAGAUUGAGGUUGAAUUUUUCCCCUUUUGUAGAUGGUCUUCUAAAAAGUUCAUGUGGAACAGAAAGGAAAGGAAAAGGGUGGGUAAGUAGAUGCUAGGGGCCUGGAUUUCUGUUUGCUAGCUUAGCCACCAUUCAUAGGUGAAACAUCUGGAGAUGCUGUGAUAUUGGCUAUUAAGGCUUUAGGUUAGGUUAGGUUUGGUUUAUUAAAUUUGUAUACCGCCCUUCUCCUGAAGGACUCAGGGCGGAGAACAGCCAAAAUUAAAAUACAUACAGUAUAAAAAUUAAAAUAAAUUAAAACAGAAUUAGAUCAGUUUGGCUUCCCCAAAUUUUAAAACCCUUUGUCCUGCAAGUGUUCCAUAGAAAUUUAGUUGUAGCAAUCUCAAUCUUUUGAGGGCAACAGGACAGAGCGAAGAGGGCAAUUUGCACGUGUCUUUGCACACUCCUUAGGAAUCUAUGGUAUUUUGCUCACCGUGGUUGAGCACUAACAUCUCUGUAAAAAUUUCCUGGCAGUGAGAACAAUUAAUCUGUGGGAUGCUCCAUCACUGGAGGUUUUUAAAAAAGAGAUUGGACAGCCAUUUGUCCAGAAUGAUAUAGGGUGUCAGAGUUUCUUGCAAAAAUCAAACCAAAAAUCAAAAGCACACACAGAUAACUGAUUCAGCAGGAUUCAUUAACUUCUCUUUAUAUACAUAAUAACAGAUGAAGUAAAUUUUACAAUACCAAUAGCAGAGUUCUUUCAACGAGGUUGAAGUUACAGGCAAAACACACAGGCAGCAGUACAGUUAGUUUCAUUUCAGCAGAGCAGACUAGUUUCAGUUUCUCUGCACAGAUUCAGAAGCUGCAGACUAAGACUCCAAUCUGUGUCAGCUCCCAAUUAGAUGACUUAGUUGCUAUGCCUAGUCAUUGGCUGACCUUGUUACCAUGUCUCCAUUCAGUCCACAUUGGCUGAACUAUUCCAGUCCAUGAAUAUUCAUACUCUGACAUAGGGUACCCUGCUUGAGUAGGGAAUUAGACUAGAAAACUUUCAAGGUCCUUUCCAACGCUGUUAUUCUAUUAUUAGGAGAAAAAUCAGUAGUAGGAGGAGGAAAGUCCUGGCAACAGUCUCAGACAGCAGCAUGAACAAUGCUUCCUCUAUGUAUCUUUCACUGAGACCAAUUUGCAGGUCCAGAAUUACUCUUCAAAAAACCUUCUGUGAUCCUAAGCACAUCUUUCUAAUUGCAAUCGGAGACCUUCACCAGAUCCAGCUUUUUUUUUUAAUCAACAGAACCGUUGAUUUUGCCGUUAUUUGCUUGUUCAGUAAAAUGCAUCUGUGAAAAUUCAUUUUUCAUCUUUUUUUUUUAAAAAAAACCCCCACACCUUUGACCUAAAUCCCAAUAAGAUAGCCGAUCCUUUAGCAGUGCAACAGUGGGUUAUGUCUGCUCCUAAGCAUACUUUUAGUACUUGAUCUCUUAUAAAUAUGACCAGCCAUGCACUUUCAAAAUAAAUUUCUGGGAAACUGUGAAAAUAAUAAUUCUACCACUAUAAUCUUUUCCCAAAGCUUAUUUAGCUAAGCUUGUUACUGUCUUCUGUGGAAGCUUAGCAGCAGUUCCCUAAUGAAACUAAGCAGCCAAUGCAAGAGAAUAGCUCAGAGCUGAACGGUGGGGUCCUUGGUGCUUUUUGAGCUUGGUUGUCCCAAAGGUGCUUUUUCGGGAGGCAACUGGAUUCUCUUGUUGUUGUUUUUUUCUUUUGAAGUUGUUUCGCUUCUCAUCCAAGAAGCUUCUUCAGCUCUGACAGGAUAGUGGGGAAUGGAAGGAUUUGGGACAACCAUGAUCUGGAUGACUGAGAAUCUCUACAGACUCUGAACUUGGUUGUUUUCUUGCAGAUGUUCCAUGAUCCAACUAGGUAAUAUCAUCAGUGCACAGCACAACACAGUACCCUGACAAUGAUACCUAGUUGGGUCAUGAAAUGUCUCUAAGGAAACAACCCAGCUCAGAGAGCAUCACGGACCCUGCAACUUAAGAAACAUUAUUUCUUCAGCCCUAGCAUUCUUUCUUCCUACAAGAAAGAUAGCAAAGUUUGAACCACGAUCUCAGGCAUGCAAAGAAAUUGUUUUCAAUUUGGGUUCUUGCAGCGCAUGAAUUGUAUCUUUGAAUAGAACAGAAUAGAAUUCUUUAUUGGCCAAGUGUGGUUGGACAUACAAGGAAUUUGUCUUGGUGCAUAUGCUCUCAGUGUACGUAAAAGAAAAGAUACAUUUGUCAAGAAUCAUAAGGUACAACACUUAAUGAUAGUCAUGUUGUGACCCAGGCCCAAAUUAAGUAGUAGGAAUAUCAGCCAGUGAAAAAACAAACAAACUUUAUUCAAAUAGUCGAGAAUUACUUCAUUCCCAGCGUCGUUCAACUAAAUUAAAGCAAAUUCCUCCCAACACAAAUUCCCUAGUCCUAUCGCAAACCUUAGUCCAAUUAGGCAAACUGCCAAAGGCCUUUCUUGGCAAAUGUUCAGAAGUCACAGAUACAAAAAUAAAUACAAGAUGUAGACUAAGAAGAAGAUGAAGCUACCAACAUUGUUUUCCGGCAAAGCCCAAAUACCGUUGCUGGUCUGUUUUAAGCCUUAUGGGAGGGGCCAAUCAUCUCUUGGCCCUACUCCCGAGUUGUCCUCUUUGCUUGAGCUGCUCUUGCCUUCUGGCAGCUCUUGUCAUGCGUGCAUUAGGAACAGGCUCCUCCUGGUCCUCUGUCUCACUCCUAUCAGUCUCUGGAGGCUCUGGAGUCUGCACCUCACUCUCUGAUGGCCCUGGCCCCAUCUCUGCCUCUGACGCAGAGCCCUCAUCCAGAUCUUCCCCAGCCUCCAGGACUGGCCCAUGUUCUUCCUCAGCCUCAUCGCUGUCUGACUCGGCUGCUAGCUCCGCAGGCUGCUGGCGGACCACAACAAGUCAUAGGGAAACAGUCAAUAUAAAUCUUAAGGAUACCAGCAACAAGGUUACGGUCAUACAGUCAUAAGUGGAAGGAGAUGGAUGGUGGGAACGAUGAGAAGAUUAAUAGUAGUACAGACUUAGUAACUAGUUCGACAGUGUUGAGGGAAUUAUUUGUUUAGCAGAGUGAUGGCAUGCAGGGAAAAACUGUUCUUGUGUCUAGUUGUUCUGGUGUGCAGUGCCCUAUAGCGUCUUUUUGAGGGUAGGAGUUGAAACAGUUUAUGUCCAGGAUGCAAGGGCUAUUUUCACAGCCCUCUUUUUGACUCGUACAGUAUACCCAAUGAAUAUACAAUGCCAUGAAAAAGACAUGUGCUUUGUGCUCAAGAUCAUCAUGUAUGUGUGUAUGUACACACAGAAAGUCUUCUGAUUCCUUUGUAAAACGGUCUAACUUUAACUUUGUGUUCUGAAGCAUGAAAUGUAUACAGGAUCCAGCCAAUUAUUCAACAGUUAUUUGGAGGCAUGAGGGAAAUUAUUGCACAUAAAGAAACAACGUUCUACUAUUUCAAA